AUGCCAAACCCUGGAAUAUUCAAAGGUGCUCGCAAAGAAUUUUUGCUUACACAAAAGGGCAUAUACGCAGAUGCUGUCAAGAACGGGCAUGUCGCUGAGACGCUGAUGACUAUCCAACGUCGGUAUUUCAAGCGAUUCCCCGUCGAAAUGCCUCUCGACCAAGAACCAACUUCAGAGGCUCUGGCGGCAGUAAAUGAUGACGCCCCCGAUGAAGACAUUGUGGAACCGGACCGGGACUUGUUAUCCGAAGACGAGUAUAAUGCGCAGAUGGCUGCUUUCAAGUCUAGGCAGACUGUGCUUGUUGUUCGAAAAGGACAAUUGAGACGAUGGUUUGCCUACCAGUAUGCCCGUGAAAAUGGUUCCAAGAUGAACGCCAACAUUACUCUGCUCGCCGGUCUUCUUCAACGAAUUUAUAAUCCGGGUCAGGAAUCACAGCGUCCUCGACUCAAAGCUCCAGUUAAUGUGUGGAGAAAGUCUCAGCGUGAGGCAAUUGAUAAGGCCUAUGAGGACGAAGUUGCGCGUGCUAAAGAGCAAGGAGAGACCAGGGCAAAGGCAAACAAGGCAGCGGAUCGAGAUAGGAUUGCCAGAUCCAUGUUUCAAGCCCUUCCGAUUGGCGAGCAGGCCUACUGGAAGAAAGUGGCUCAAGAAGAACACGAUGCUGCGAUGGCAAAGUUCAAAGCCGAAUCAUCAGGCGCUCCCCCUUCAACUGAUCCAAGAGAGCGUCAGAGAUCGAUUCAAAGUUUGCCUCAGAUUCUUCAGCCUAUCUUGGAUGCGAUAUGUGCCGCAACGGGAUGGAAAGCUACGCUCAUCGCUGGGGGUCCAGAACCUGCGAGAGGAGGUCAUUUGAGUGUGAUUAGGUAG
Messenger RNA from Psilocybe cubensis, 861 nucleotides. RefSeq lists its product as uncharacterized. The record is from RefSeq and is a predicted model, not a curated record. Lineage: Eukaryota; Fungi; Basidiomycota; Agaricomycetes; Agaricales; Agrocybaceae. The transcript has 3 exons. Bases 1 to 861 code for a protein of 286 amino acids.